Zerene cesonia (dogface butterfly) is the source of this 1222-nucleotide messenger RNA. RefSeq names its product GTP-binding protein REM 1. The transcript is spliced from 5 exons. The record is from RefSeq and is a predicted model, not a curated record. Gene Ontology annotation, cellular component: plasma membrane. Lineage: Eukaryota; Metazoa; Arthropoda; Insecta; Lepidoptera; Pieridae. Gene Ontology annotation, molecular function: GTP binding; GTPase activity; calcium channel regulator activity. The annotation marks the transcript as partial.
ACGCCAGCUCCGCGGAGGCGGCCGGCCGCCCGCUCGCAGUCCGCUAGGAUAACCGGCGGACGCUCUGUGAGACACCGUCGUCAACAACAACAGCAGCAACUCGAUAGAGACACUAGAGCGCGGUACAGCUCAGAACCGCGGUUGGCCGAAGCAGAAACUCCACCGCAAGUUCGAAGACAGGCCUCCGCGAGACGCAGACCCCCGGCCGGUCAACACAGCCAGCCGAGACGCUCCAAUGCAUUCUUGGACGUCCCAAAACAACACCAACCUGAAGAAGAACCUGACGAAGAUUCGUACAGGCUACGCACAUUCAACAUAACGCAGAAAGGAGGCAUUGUGAACCGUGGAGACUCGUUCCGACGCCGCCGCUCCCGUUCCGGCAGCCUGGCACCAGCAUCGCCAGCGGCACCAGAAACCCACGAGCGCCGCCCGGUCGCGUGCCACCGGGUCGCGAUGGUGGGCGCCCCGGGGGUGGGGAAAACAGCUUUGAUCAGCCAAUUUCAGACCAGCGAGUGUAUCAACGCAUAUGAUAGGCAGAGGGAUGCAGAUGGCACAGAGCAGAAAGUAUCGAUACUUCUGAACGGCGAGGAGUCAGAACUGUACUUUGUAAACUGCACCAGUACAAAGGAAGAGAUAGACCGCUCGGAGCCUCCAGAUGCUUUCGUGAUCAUCUACUCGGUGGUGGAUAAGGCCUCGUUCCAAAAGGCUGAACAGGAACUCUCCAGAUUGCUGGACUGCGACAUGCUGAGAUCGAGACCAGCUGUGCUGGUUGGCAACAAAAUCGACUUGGCUAGAAGUCGCGCUGUGUCUACACAAGACGGCAAAUGUCUAGCCUGCACAUACAAAGCGAAGUUCAUUGAAGUAUCAGUGGGCAUCAACCACAACGUCGAUGAGUUGCUCGUCGGUAUUCUAAAUCAAAUACGCUUGAAAAAGCAGCAGUACUCCGCCGAAGGGGGCCGAGAGUCUUCCCCCGCGCACUGGUACAAAUCGCGAGGCGUCGUGCGAGCGAGCAUGAAAGCGCGGCAAAUGCUCACAUGGAUAUUCGGCAAGGAAGAUUCGAAAUUCAAAAAUUGUGAGAACUUACACGUCCUGUGAGUGGAGAGCGAAGGCCCCGUUUUUGUAUAGACUAUAAAACGCGGGUGGACAGUGUUACCAUGUUAAGUGUAAAUGCGCGCCAUGUUAAAUUCCGAAUCCUUGAUUUUCGAAUGUUCAAAACAUUUGA